UUGCCACAAAAAAAGUAUCUUCAAUACUUUCAAUUUGUUUUCUUCAAACGCUGCCAAAGUUGGCCAAACCCUGCAGUUAGCGCGACUGUUAGCAUAGCACAGUACAAGCAAGAAAUGGUACUCCCACUACUUGACCAGAAUACUCCCUUGUAGUGAACUUUUACACAACGGCACAGCACAAGACUUUGUUUUACAUUGUGGAGAAAGCUUCACAACAAAAGACACUUCUCUAAACAUCGCAUCAGGUGCAGUUGCGGUGAAGAAAACCCAAAUUCAAAUCUGCCAAUCUUCUCACCAUUUGCGAGAAGGCAUGAAUUGUGAAUUACUUGCAAUUAAACAUAGCGAGGAAGGAAAAAAUUAUCACUCCAGAAGUUCUGCCCCUUUCUCGUUCCCGUUGUGCUGCUCUCGUUUUGUAUUUCUGCUCUGCUUCGGCGGUCGAACUUCUUCGCUAUCGGGUCGGUAAUCAGAGCGCUGAUCCGAAGACAGUGUUUGUUCGUCCUUCCAGGAUUACAGUCUCUCUCUCUCUCUCUCUCUCUCUCUCUCUCUAUUUCUCUUUGCUGUAAACCUUUCCUCCCACGCUUGGCGAGAGAUCGUCCUGUUUGGUAUGCCCACUACGGCACUCUGGCCAAACAACAUUACAGGAGCUGUCUCGUGCUCGCUUCCUGCUCGUACACCUUGAACAGUUUUCUCCCCCACAACACACACACACACACACGCACACAGCCACUCUCUUUCUCUCUCUCUCUCUCUCUCCUUCUCUCGCUCGCGACGGCUUUCCCGCUGGAGCAGAUUGGCCCCAGGCAGGUCGGGAAAAGCUUGAACUCCCGUCCGUUGGCGCUUACAGUUGCCUUUCGUUUGUCGUUGGUGAAAGUGAACGCGCCCGCGUGUGUACGGACAGGUUGGCCAUCGCCGUUUUUUGGGACAGGGGGGGGCUCUUUUGCACCGGGAAAGGACCACCACCACCACUAGCAGCGGUACCACCCAGCUAAGGAGGAAGUCUCUGUCCACUAACCCGUGUGUGCUUCUGUGUCGUUUACCUCCGGGCUUUUGGGGCCAAUUGCGGGGAUUUUCCUCCCGCCGAGGAAAUAAGCCCUGCCGGAGACGGGACAGGAAAAACGGGAAAAAUUCUCGCUCGCACAAGUGUCUGCGUGUGUGUGUGUGUCAGUGUACCAAUCACAUGAUCUGCCAGCCCGGAGCGUCGUGCAACAGUCGCGCGGAAACGGGUAACAACUGCGCUGCGCUUUGUGGCCACGCUUGGGGCCACGGGUUUCGCACCUCCCUCCCUCAUCAACAGCAAUCAGCAUGAAGCAUGCGAUCCUAUCAACCAGUACCACUGCACCGAGAGCACCGUCGGAUUACAAAUCCCAAACGAUUUCACCGCGGCCAGAGACACGCAGUGCUCGCGCGCGGAGUGGCGUUAGAAGGCGUGACGCUAGAGGUGUUAUGUAAUAACACAAAAACCUCUUUGCCAUUGCCGUGCAGUACCCAGCGCUGUUCGAGCGUCCUGGAAAGGAAGCUCCUCCUGUACACACAGCGCUGCGUGUGCGAUUCUGCCCUCGCCUGCAACCGCGUCGCACCUGUUCGCACCUGUAACGCGAUGCGACGCGGUGUUUUGUUGCACGCUGCUGCUGCUGCUGCUGCUGCCGCUGCUCACAAACCGAUCAUCCCAGCAGCGUUCAAUGUAUUGAUUUUUCCUGACCCAACUACGCGCGAGUCCCGAUAAUCCGCUCUACUGCUGAUGGGCCUGAUUUUGGUCUGCCACCGUGGUGCGAUGGCGCGUCCAUGACGGUUGGGGCUUGGGUUGUACACUGUUUUUUUUUUGUCUUUUCCUCUUCUUCGAACUUUGAUGGGAAAAAAAAACCGUUGAUUUCGCAACAUGGCUAAAGCCCAUUUGCCCAUUGCCAUUUUUGUUUUGCUUUGCGCUGACCCCUGUGUUUCGCGAACGGUUUGUGGGCUUCGCCGCGUAUUUCGCCGUACGGACGUUUCGUUUGAUACGGAUGUGGGGGAAAAAAAAAACAAAUUCCAUUGCGUCCGUUUGAUCAAAGCGAAGGCUUGAUUGGACAUCGGAUUUUUUUUUUUUGUUUGUACUGAAAAAUACACUCCCCGUGGGCAGCAGCACGUGUUAGAGAUCCUGUCACGUGGCGUGUGUCAUGUACCGCCGCCAUCGUAUGCUUCAGAAGUGAAUUUAGAAUUUACAACAAAAAAGGGCAGCCGAUUUAUUGAGAUCAGAACGAUGUGUAAUCUCAGCUGACAGCUCAUCGUGCAACACAAGUUUAAGCACAACCACCUUAAUAACACCUCGCAACACUCGUCCUUAUUUAGCAUUUGGUUUGUCAUUUUUCUUUCUCUUUUUCUCUUUUUCUCUUGUUUUCUCUGUUUUUCGAAUGGUCACACUGCAUCAACUGGCAAUAUAUGCACCUAUCUGCACACCCGCACACCAUUGCACACGCCUGUAUUUGCAUCUGCACCAUCACCACCACGACCACCACCAUCACCAGCACAACACGCAGAGUCGUCCUGAUCGGUGGAGCAGUCUGCUGGAGCACGCCAUGCACGAACUGCCUGCACAGACCUAGCCUGAACGCGUUCCCGCACACACACACACACAUACACACCCAAAGUCACACACGCACGCAGUAACCGAGCAGGCGAACGGAACCCGUAACAGAGUUCGCGCGUUUCAGCGUUAGCGACAGCCCUUUGGUGCACACUUCCAGCGCGGGUUCCGUCGCGUCGGUACUCUACCACACCCCCUCCUUCCCCUCCUGCCCGUCUGCUUUCCCUCCCGGCCGCCUUCUCGGUAGCGUGUGGCUGGCGGGUGUGAUGGCCAACACUGCCCAUCUGUUCCGCAGGCAGAGCUCCCGGGAUUUGAUCCAGCAGGCGACCGUUCGCAGCCUAGAUGAGCUCGAGCUGAGAGAACUACGCAGCCGGCUGGUGCGGGCGGAGAACGGCUCGCAGAAUGUGGUGUACGGUGCGACGAACCAGGCGUUCAUCAGCGACGAUGAUCCACCGAUGGCGCGCAUCCUGGACAUUGGACCGUCCGGGACGGGGCCGCCGGGCAAGGAUGCGCGCAAGCUCGCCAUGCAGGCGUCCAUCGUGUCGCAGCAGCAGCAGGAGUCCGCCAUCGCCGAGCGACCGGAAGACGAGCGGGAAAGCUGGGACAGCAAGUGGACCUUCCUGCUCGCCACCAUUGGGUACGCCGUUGGGCUAGGUAACGUGUGGCGCUUCCCGUAUCUGGCGCAGAAAAAUGGCGGCGGUGCAUUCCUGGUGCCGUACUUCGUAAUGCUGCUGCUGCAGGGCCUGCCAAUCUUCUACCUGGAGCUCGCGAUCGGGCAACGCCUGCGCAAGGGUGCGAUCGGUGUGUGGCACGAGGUGUCCGCCUACCUCGGCGGUAUCGGCAUCUCCUCCGCCUUCGUCAGCUACAUCGUGGCGCUCUACUACAACACCAUCAUUGCCUGGUGCCUGAUCUAUCUGCUGCACAGCUUCGAAACGCCGCUGCCGUGGGCCGAAUGUCCGAAGCGGCUGUUUAAGAACUUCACCUACGACAUCGAGCCGGAGUGUGUGGUGUCGUCGCCGACCAAGUACUACUGGUAUCGCGAAACGCUCCAGGUGUCGCCGAGCGUCAACGAGCCGGAGCAGAUCAACUACACGGUCGCGCUGGCACUCAUCACCGCCUGGUCGCUCGUCUACCUGUGCAUGGUGCAGGGCAUUACCGAGUCGAGCAAGAUCGUCUACAUCACGGCCAUCUUCCCGUACGUCGUGCUGAUCAUAUUCUUCUUCCGCGGCAUCACCCUCAAGGGCGCAUCGGACGGCAUCGCACACCUGUUCACACCACGGUGGGAAUCGAUUCUGGAACCGGUUGUCUGGUUGGAGGCCGGUACGCAGAUUUUCUUCUCGCUCGGGCUAGCGUUCGGAGGGCUGAUUGCCUUCAGCUCCUACAAUCCGGCCAACAACAACUGCUACCGGGACGCGCUCGUCGUGUCCGUAACCAACUGCUCCACGUCUAUGUUUGCCGGUGUGGUUGUAUUUUCAGUCAUCGGCUUCAAGGCCACCUCCAUCUAUGACAGUUGCGUCGAGGAGCGCUCGGAGAUGAUACGUCAGAACAAGUCGCACGACCUCUUACCUGUUUGCGAUCUGCAAAAGGAGCUGGAAAAUAGCGCAUCCGGUACCGGAUUAGCAUUCAUCAUCUUCACCGAAGCGAUCAACCAGUUCCCGGCGGCGCAGCUAUGGGCCGUUCUGUUCUUUCUGAUGCUGUUCACGCUCGGUAUCGAUUCGCAGUUUGGCACGCUGGAGGGCGUCAGUACCUCGCUGAUGGAUAUGAAACUGUUCCCCAACGUGCCGAAGGAAAUGAUCACCGGGGCUCUGUGCAUGUCCUGUUGUGUACUGUCCCUGUGCUUUGCCAACGGUGCCGGUAGCUACAUCUUCCAGCUGAUGGAUAGCUUCGCCGGCAGCUACACAUUGCUUAUAAUUGCGUUUUUCGAAUGCAUCGGUGUCAGCUACAUAUAUGGGCUCAAAAGGUUCGCGGACGACAUCGAGCUGAUGACAGGUUCGCGGCCAAGCCUUUACUGGAUGCUCUGCUGGAAGUACAUAUCCCCGAUCGCAAUGAUAACGAUUUUGGUCGCCUCCUUUCUGGAGCUCGCAUCCGAGGGCAGUAGCUACCCGGGCUGGAAUGCGCUCACCGGUACCACCGAUCAGCUCGAGUGGCCGCACUGGUGCAUAGUGGUUGCCAUCUUGCUGAUACUGGUGUCCAUUCUGUGGAUUCCCGGUGUGGCCAUCUUGCGAUUAUGUGGCAUCAACGUGAUCGAAGACAGUGAGCCGGCCUGGUUCCCUUCGGCGGAGCUGCGUGACGUGCACGGUAUUGUACCACACGAACCGACCGACAUUGAAAUAUCAUUGUUCUGCAUACGGGCCGACGGUUCCGAGGGACUCUGCUGUCCCAUCUACGGUCCGCGCGAACAGCCACUGGACGAGGAGGAGUAAGCUGGGCCUGCUUACGGUGGGCAAAAUGCAUGUAAAAAAGAACAAACCAUUUCUCUCUACGCUCGUAAGGUACUCGUAAGGUUGACAAAACAGGAACGUCUAACGUACCAACUGAAAGAGCUAGUCGACGCUGAAGCCAUACUUACAUCCACGUCCACCAAGCAAAGCAUCCAAUAUAUAUACACACCUUUACCCGCAACACGGCAACGUAUACACCUUAGAUGGAUCUACAGUUGCGUAAAAAGAAAAGCCAUCCUAUGCUAGCGUUUAAGUAUGAAUGUUCGAAUUUAGUGUUUAAACAUAAAAAAAGGCAACACACUCCCACCACUCACACAUAAAGACACGGACACUAUGCAAAAAGAAGCAGUAGAGAGAGAGAAGAAAACACAAACAAUCAAACCAUCUAGAACAGUGCAAAACGCCACCCAAGGUGAGGGCGAGCGUAACUGACAAGACUUGAAGAUUAUACAACAAAAAAACAAAAACAAAAAACGAAAAGAAAAUCUCCAUUCAUCAAUUAGCACUGCUAGUCCACCUUGUUGUCGCUAACCUACCGACUUUAGCAUAUCAAUGUGUUCCCAAUUGACGGUUAUUUAAUGUUGGGAUGUUCUUAAAAGAAUCAUACACACAUAAACUCCACACACAUAGAUACACCUAAGUAAGGCAAAGAUCAAAUUUACGUGCUCUCCCGCGUGCACACUAAUAGCGAGUUAGCGAGAGCCGAACGGGCAUCAGCCUUAUGUUCAAUAUACGUCUGACAAUAAUCCUGUUGCCUGAUGCCUGCUGCUCCCGGAGGACGCUCCAUCAGGAUCGUCCGCAAGUGUUCGUUGCUGCAUCUUGCUACACGACGAGCGACGUUUCAAACCGCGGGACAGAUACGACAAUAAUGUGCAACCAUGACUAAUACCAUGUUUAUCUAGAGAAACAAUACUAAUCUAAGAGUAUUAAUUGUUGAAUACAGUAUACAUAUUAUAUAUAUACACUCACACUCUCGUAGUCACGUAUAUCUGUACAUAUAAGUAAUUUAUAAUAAAGGACGACGUUGUAGAGUGGAUCAAAGUUGUUGCCAAACAAAUUGAA
Molecule: messenger RNA, 6060 nt
Organism: Anopheles coluzzii
Lineage: Eukaryota; Metazoa; Arthropoda; Insecta; Diptera; Culicidae
Product: sodium-dependent neutral amino acid transporter B(0)AT3
Exons: 10
Coding region: 2824-4980 (718 amino acids)
Biological process (GO): sodium ion transmembrane transport
Cellular component (GO): membrane
Source: RefSeq, a predicted model, not a curated record